UGUCAUUAUCUUGAUAAAGACUAUGGCCAUGCAGGAUAAUGGUCAGUUACCCGCCGUUUGGGUUGACAAUGUCCACAAGAGUUACGGCAGAGGGCACUCGAAGACCGGGGUUCUAAAGGGCCUGUGUAUGACGGUCCAACAGGGAGCAAUUUAUGGAUUGCUAGGUCCCAGUGGGUGUGGAAAGACCACCCUGUUGCGGUGCAUUGUGGGAAGACUGGGCGUGGACGAAGGGCGUGUUGUUGUUCUGGGUAAUGUUCCUGGUGCCCGUGGUCAUGGGAUUCCCGGCCGACAAGUGGGUUACAUGCCGCAGGAGAUGGCCCUGUACCAGAAGUUUACGAUCAGUGACACGAUGACAUAUUUCGGUCACUUGCACGGGAUGACCAGGACUCAGAUCGGAAAACGGAUUGAUUUUCUUCUGGACUUCUUAACACUUCCAGACAAACACCAGAUGGUCGAGCAGCUGAGUGGAGGUCAAAAACGCCGCGUUUCAUUGGCUUCAGCUCUUCUGCAGGAGCCGGAACUGUUGAUUCUUGAUGAGCCAACCGUUGGCGUGGAUCCUGUUCUGAGAGAAAAGAUUUGGGAGCAUCUGUUGCAAAUUGCCCAGAACAUGACGAGGACGACGAUUAUCAUCACCACUCAUUACAUAGAGGAAGCUCGGCAGGCCAGUUGUGUUGGUUUGAUGCGAGACGGUCGUUUAUUGGCUGAGGAUAAACCAGAGACUUUGAUGCACAAGUUAAAAAUAAACAGCCUGGAGUUGGUGUUUUUACACCUGUGUCACCGAGACCAACAGGUGCGUGAGACCGAGCGGAACUCGCAGGACGUCAUGUUUCAGGACUCUGUCCAGGACUCUUCCUUUCAACCCACUAGCUCUCUAAUGUCUCCGACGGAAAAAACUCCACUCCUUAGUCAUUCAGCGCAGGAAGCCAGUUACCAGCAGCAACAGAACAACGUCAAGUUUGUAGAUCCUGCGGUUGAUGUGGUCAGUUUGUCUCUUUGUACCUGUCUUCCCCGCUGUCGGAAUAUUGCAGCAGUCUUUGUGAAGAACGUCACAAUACUCAAGCGAAAUAUAGGAUUUUUACUUUUCGAGUUCAUCUUACCAUCCAUUCAGAUUGUGCUGUUUUGCUUGUGUAUAGGUCGCGACCCCUUCAAUUUGCAUGUGGGUAUUGUCAACCACGACACCGGGGUGUUGGGAAAGAUGUUUCUGUCAAACCUCGACAAUGAUUCGGUUCAUCAGAUUCCUUAUGAAAAUCUGUCAGCAGCUCUCGACACCGUACGCCAGGGAAACAGCUGGGGUGUCCUAGCAAUGGGACAAAACUUCUCUACAGAUAUUCUACUCCGAUUCUCGGAUGGCCCCCGGGUGGACAAUGCUACACUGAAUGGCAGCUCCAUCCAGGUGUACUUGGACAUGACCAAUCAGCAGAUCUCUAUAAUGCUUCAGCAGAAAAUUGAUGCUGCUUUUCAGAAGUUUGCACACACAAUGCUAGAAGGAGCUGGCUUAAAUCCACAAAUCGCAAGCUUACCCAUAAAGAUUGAACAACCAAUAUAUGGAAAUAUUAGUCCAAGUUUCACUAAUUUCAUGGCACCUGGGAUUAUUAUAAGCAUAACGUUUUUCAUGGCUACAGGCUUGACAACGAUGGUGUUUAUAACUGAAAAGCGAGAGGGUCUUCUUGACAGAAGUCAAGUGGCAGGUUUAAAGACCAUUGAAAGCAUGAUCGCUCACAUAUCUACACAGUUUCUAGUUCUUAUUGUUCAAGUGGCCCUGCUACUAGUGUUUGCUAUUGUCGUCUUUAAGGUUCCGUACCUUGGUCCUCUAAUAUGGGUGAUCAUCCUGGCUCUUUUACAAGGAUUCUGUGGGAUGACAUUAGGGAUGGUGUUUUCCGUUGUGUGUGACAAGGAAGAAUCGGCCAUUCAGCUAGCUCUCGGCUCGGUUUACCCGAUGUUGCUACUCAGUGGCGUCAUCUGGCCUAUAGAGGCCAUCCCCGAAUGGCUGCGAUAUAUCAGUGUUUGUUUACCGAUGACCUACGCUUCCGAGGCCAUGAGAUCCGUGCUCAGUAGAGGUUGGGACAUCACGGCCUUCCUAGUGUGGCGCGGUUAUCUGAUAACUAUCGGCUGGAGUGCUGGUCUACUGCUUCUAGCUGCUGUUAUUCUCCGCAUUAAACAGUAACAACUGCUGGUGUUGACUUUAUUAUAAAGUUAUCCUCUAAAUGAUUUAUUCCAGGUUGGGACAUCACGGCCUUCCUAGUGUGGCGCGGCUAUCUGAUAACUAUCGGCUGGAGUACUGGUCUACUGCUUCUAGCUGCUGUUAUUCUCCGCAUUAAACAGUAACAACUGCUGGUGUUGACUUUAUUAUAAAGUUAUCCUCUAAAUGAUUUGUUCCAGGUUGGGACAUCACGGCCUUCCUAGUGUGGCGCGGUUAUCUGAUAACUAUCGGCUGGAGUACUGGUCUACUGCUUCUAGCUGCUGUUAUUCUCCGCAUUAAACAGUAACAACUGCUGGUGUUGACUUUAUUAUAAAGUAAGCCUCUAAAUGAUUUGUUCCAGGUUGGGACAUCACGGCCUUCCUAGUGUGGCGCGGUUAUCUGAUAACUAUCGGCUGGAGUGCUGGUCUACUGCUUCUAGCUGCUGUUAUUCUCCGCAUUAAACAGUAACAACUGCUGGGACCCAGGGCAGUAUUCCAUGACAGGUCAAAGAUGUCUGCUUUUUGGACAUACAGGAAGUGGAUUCUUGACCGUCAUAGCACAGGAAAAACAAAACUGUUUUUGAUUGAUGUCAUAAAUCAUUCCUGUCUGUGAAAUCAUUAUUUUAUGUUUAUAUUUGGAGGAAUUCUGUGAUGUCGUUAUUUUUAUGUGCAACUAAUUUAUGCAUAUUUAUAUUUGGAAGAAUUCUGUUGAAGUAAAUUUGUUUAAGAAUUUGGUUAACAGAUUAGCAAAGCAUGAUUAUGUGAAUAAUCGAGUAUUUAUGUUUUGCACUUUGAUCUCAGAAUUCAGGUAACUGAACAAUUGGCAACCUUCUUGUAAUAUUGGAGUUUCAUCAAUAAUCAUCUGUAAUGACUGGUUUUCUGCAAAUGAACCCUUCUGCAACACAAAGGCUGUGGUAUGUACUAUCCUGUCUGUGGGAUGGUGCAUAUGAAAGAUCCCUUGCUGAUAAUCGAACAGAGUAGCCCAUGAAGUGGCAACACCUGGUUUCCUCUCUCAAUAUCUGUGUGGUCCUUACCCAUAUGUCUGACGCUAUAUAACCAUAAAUAAAAUGUGUUGAGUGCGUCGUUAAAUAAAACAUUUCUUCCUUCCUGUCUUCCUUCCACAAUAUUUCCGUUAUACGAGUGGUUAGAAUAUACAUGUACCCGAACUUCUCAAGGGUUUCAUUUAAAAGUUUGUUUUGUUUAAUGACACCACUAGAGCACAUUGAUUUAUUCAUCAUCGGCUGUUGGAUGUCAAUCAUUUUGUAAUUUUCACAUUUAGUCUUAAAGUUUGUUUUGUUUAACGACA
This is a messenger RNA of Gigantopelta aegis, 3484 nucleotides long. Its product is annotated as ABC transporter G family member 20-like. The record is from RefSeq and is a predicted model, not a curated record. Gene Ontology annotation, molecular function: ABC-type transporter activity; ATP hydrolysis activity; ATP binding. The coding region runs from base 23 to 2164 and encodes 713 amino acids. Gene Ontology annotation, cellular component: ATP-binding cassette (ABC) transporter complex; membrane. NCBI's taxonomy places the organism in Eukaryota, Metazoa, Mollusca, Gastropoda, Neomphalida, Peltospiridae. The transcript is spliced from 21 exons. Gene Ontology annotation, biological process: transmembrane transport.